Molecule: messenger RNA, 16235 nt
Organism: Polypterus senegalus (gray bichir)
Lineage: Eukaryota; Metazoa; Chordata; Cladistia; Polypteriformes; Polypteridae
Gene: ryr2a
Product: ryanodine receptor 2a (cardiac)
Exons: 106
Coding region: 21-15014 (4997 amino acids)
Biological process (GO): intracellular calcium ion homeostasis; calcium ion transmembrane transport
Cellular component (GO): Z disc; smooth endoplasmic reticulum; sarcolemma
Molecular function (GO): calcium ion binding; protein binding; ryanodine-sensitive calcium-release channel activity
Source: RefSeq, a predicted model, not a curated record
CGUUUGGAACGCGUGCAACCAUGGCCGAAGGGGGAGAAGGCGAGGACGAAAUCCAGUUCUUGCGAACUGAUGAUGAAGUGGUGCUCCAGUGUUCUGCCACCAUCCAUAAAGAGCAACAGAAACUCUGUUUAGCUGCUGAAGGAUUUGGAAACAGACUUUGCUUCCUGGAAUCCACUUCAAAUUCAAAGAAUGUCCCUCCGGAUCUUUCAAUUUGCACAUUUGUGCUCGAGCAGUCUCUCUCGGUGCGAGCCCUUCAGGAAAUGCUGGCCAACACCGAGGAAAAAGCUGAAGGGAAAUUUAUGAUGAAGACUGCACAAGGAGGAGGUCAUCGAACACUUCUCUAUGGACAUGCUGUAUUACUCAGGCAUUCUUACAGUGGAAUGUAUCUUUGUUGUUUGUCCACCUCACGCUCUUCAACUGACAAACUGGCUUUCGAUGUAGGACUACAAGAAGAUACAACAGGUGAGGCCUGCUGGUGGACUAUUCACCCUGCCUCCAAGCAAAGGUCAGAAGGUGAAAAAGUACGAGUGGGUGAUGACCUUAUCCUAGUCAGUGUUUCCUCGGAAAGAUAUCUGCAUUUAUCUUAUGGGAACAGCAGUUUGCAUGUUGAUGCUGCCUUUCAGCAAACUCUCUGGAGUGUGGCACCGAUUUGUUCUGGAAGUGAAGUUGCACAAGGGUUCCUUAUUGGUGGUGAUGUUUUACGGUUAUUACAUGGGCAUAUGGAUGAAUGCUUGACCGUGCCUUCAGGGGAGCAUGGGGAAGAUCAGCGAAGAUCAGUCCAUUAUGAAGGUGGAGCAGUAGCCAUCCAUGCAAGAUCAUUGUGGAGACUGGAAACUCUACGAGUUGCAUGGAGUGGCAGUCAUAUACGAUGGGGACAACCCUUUAGACUGCGACAUGUCACAACUGGAAAGUAUCUAAGUCUGACUGAAGACAAAGGUCUUCUGCUUAUGGACAAAGAAAAAGCAGAUGUGAAAUCCACUGCAUUCUGUUUUCGGUCUUCCAAGGAAAAGCUAGAUUCAGGAAUAAAGAAAGAAGUUGAUGGAAUGGGUGUUCCAGAGAUAAAGUAUGGUGAUUCAGUAUGCUAUAUUCAGCAUGUGGAAACUUGUCUGUGGCUCAGUUAUCAGUCUGUUGAUGCAAAAUCCGCACGGAUGGGAGCUAUUCAACGCAAGGCCAUAAUGCACCAUGAAGGCCACAUGGAUGAUGGGUUAACACUGUCACGUUCUCAACAUGAAGAGUCUCGUACAGCACGGGUUAUUCGCAGCACUGUCUUCCUAUUUAACAGAUUCAUCAGGGGUCUUGAUACCUUGAGCAAAAAGGGCAAAUCAUGCUGCUUAGAUUUGCCAAUCGAGUCUGUGAAUUUGAGCCUACAAGAUUUAAUAGGCUAUUUUCAGCCACCUGAUGAGCAUCUAGAACAUGAAGAUAAACAAAACCGUCUUCGGGCAUUAAAGAACCGUCAAAAUCUCUUCCAGGAAGAGGGUAUGAUAAACCUGGUUCUUGAAUGUAUUGACCGGUUACAUGUGUAUAGCAGUGCAGCACACUUUGCUGAUGUGGCUGGAAAAGAAGCAGGGGAAGCCUGGAAGUCUAUACUAAACUCAUUAUAUGAGUUAUUAGCUGCGCUGAUAAGAGGAAACAGGAAAAACUGUGCCCAAUUUUCAGGUUCCUUGGACUGGCUGAUUAGCAGGCUAGAGCGAUUAGAAGCAUCUUCUGGUAUUUUAGAAGUUUUACACUGUGUCCUUGUUGAAAGCCCAGAAGCCCUUAAUAUUAUCAAAGAAGGGCAUAUCAAGUCUAUCAUUUCUCUCUUAGAUAAACAUGGAAGAAACCAUAAGGUUCUGGAUGUGCUAUGUUCCUUGUGUGUAUGUCAUGGUGUAGCUGUUAGAUCUAAUCAAAACCUCAUAUGUGACAACUUACUUCCUGGAAGAGAUCUUCUACUACAGACACGCCUUGUCAACCAUGUGAGCAGUAUUCGACCUAAUAUUUUUCUGGGCAUUAGUGAUGGCUCGGCACAGUACCGAAAGUGGUACUAUGAGCUAAUUGUGGAUCAUAUAGAAUCCUUCGUAAUGGCGGAAUCAACUCAUCUUCGUGUCGGCUGGGCAUCUGCAGAUGGGUAUUUUCCAUACCCAGGUGGUGGUGAAGGAUGGGGAGGAAAUGGUGUUGGAGAUGACCUGUAUUCAUAUGGGUUCGAUGGUUUACAUCUAUGGUCAGGCUGCAUUGCUCGGUCAGUAAAUUCACCUAAUCAGCAUUUACUGAGAGAUGAUGAUGUGGUCAGCUGUUGCCUCGAUCUGAGUGCUCCAAGCAUCUCUUUCAGAAUCAACGGCCAACCUGUUCAAGGCAUGUUUGAGAAUUUCAACGCCGAAGGCUUCUUCUUUCCAGCAGUUAGCUUCUCCGCCGGAGUAAAAGCCCGUUUCCUUCUAGGUGGUCGCCACGGGGAGUUCAAGUUCCUUCCACCACCAGGCUAUGCUCCCUGUUUCGAAGCUCUUUUGCCCAGAGAGAAAAUGAGGUUGGAGCCUAGUAGAGAAUAUAAACAAGAUCAUGGCACAACCCGAGACUUGUUGGGACCAACAAUUUCCCUUAAUCAAGCUGCAUUCACACCAAUGCCUGUUGACACAAGUCAGAUUGUGUUGCCACCUCACUUGGAACGUAUAAGAGAAAAGCUUGCAGAAAAUAUCCAUGAACUUUGGGUCAUGAACAAGAUUGAGCUUGGCUGGACAUAUGGACUGGUAAGAGAUGAUAAUAAACGGCAACAUCCAUGUCUGGUGGAGUUUUCCAAGUUGCCAGAGCAAGAGUGUAAUUACAAUUUACAGAUGUCACUUGAAACUUUAAAGACGUUGCUAGCUUUGGGAUGUCAUGUAGGAAUUGCUGAUGAUCAUGCAGAAGAAAAAGUAAUAAGACUCAAUCUUCCCUCAAGUUAUGAGCUGACAGGUGGAUACAAGCCAGCACCCAUGGAUCUUAGCCAUAUUAAGCUGACUUCGACCCAGGAGGCUAUGGUGGACAAGCUGGCAGAAAAUGCACACAAUGUCUGGGCUCGAGAUCGCAUUCGGCAAGGUUGGACUUAUGGAAUUCAACAGGACAUCAAGAACAAAAGAAACCCUAGGCUUGUUCCAUAUGCUUUGCUGGAUGAACGAACAAAAAAAUCCAAUAAAGAUAGUCUUCGAGAAGCAGUCCGCACUCUGUUGGGUUAUGGCUACAAUUUGGAGGCUCCAGAUCAAGACCAUGCUGCAAGGUCAGAUACCUGCAACGUUUCUGCUGAGCGCUUCCGGAUUUUCAGAGCUGAGAAGACAUACGCAGUGAAAGCUGGGAAAUGGUACUUUGAGUUUGAAGCAGUGACUGCUGGAGAAAAGCGCAUUGGUUGGUCAAGACCUGGCUGUUUACCAGAUAAGGAACUGGGGUCAGAUGAUCAGGCCUUUGUUUUUGAUGGCUUUAAAGCUCAGAGAUGGCACCAAGGAAAUGAGCAUUUUGGCCGUUCCUGGCAGGCUGGGGAUGUUGUGGGCUGUAUGGUAGACUUAAACGAGCAUACCAUAAUAUUUACCCUGAAUGGUGAAGUCCUUCUUGAUGACUCCGGAUCAGAGCUUGCCUUCAAGGACUUUGAAAUUGGUGAAGGGUUUAUUCCUGUCUGUAGCCUGGGAGUUUCAGAGAUUGGGAGAAUGAAUUUUGGCAAGAAUGUUGGCACAUUAAAGUAUUUCACCAUAUGUGGGUUACAGGAAGGUUAUGAACCAUUUGCUGUGAACAUGAACAGGGACAUUACCAUGUGGAUGAGUAAGCGGCUGCCACAGUUCACUCCUGUUCCUUCAAGGCACGAGCACAUUGAGGUCACAAGGAUAGAUGGGACAAUUGAUAGUCCUCCAUGUUUAAAAGUGAUUCAGAGAUCAUUUGGAUCACAAAACAGCAACACCGAUAUUGUAUUUUAUCGCUUAAGUAUGCCUGUUGAAUGUGCAGAGGGGUAUUCAAGGACACCGGGCAGUAGUUUGCCCCCAAGCAGCAGCUACAUUUCACCAAAGAAAGAUCUUGAAGAUUUUGAAUCUGAUUCUGACUUUGAAGUUCUUAUGAAAACUGCACAUGGGCACUUGAAUUCCAAUGGACCAGAGAAGGAAAAGGACAGCAUAAAGGAUGAAUUCAACAACCAUAAAGACUAUACACAGGAGAAACCUUCUAGACUUAAACAGAGGUUUAUGUUGAAAAGAACAAAGCCAGACUACAACAUAAAUCACUCUUCAGCCCGCCUCUCAGAAGAAGUGUUAGCCGAUGACAGAGACGACUAUGAAUACCUGAUGCAGACAUCAAUCUAUUACUACUCAGUUAGAAUAUUUCCUGGUCAGGAACCUACCAAUGUGUGGGUUGGAUGGGUUACUUCUGACUUUCACCAGCAUGACACAUCCUUUGAAAUGGAGAAGGUUCGCACAGUGACUGUUACACUUGGAGAUGAAAAAGGAAAGGUCCAUGAAAGCAUUAAACGUAGUAACUGCUACAUGGUGUGGGCAGGAGAAAGUACAAGCCCAGGACAAGGUCGCAACAAUAAUGGAUUGGAAAUAGGCUGCCUAGUGGAUACUGCCAGUGGCUUGCUAACAUUUACAACCAAUGGGAAAGAGAUAAGCACUUACUACCAGGUGGAGCCCAGCACAAAACUGUUUCCUGCUGUUUUUGCCCAAGCUACAAGUCCUAAUGUUUUUCAGUUUGAACUUGGAAGAAUAAAAAAUGUCAUGCCACUGUCUGCUGCACUUUUCAAAAGUGAACGUAAAAAUGCGACACCCCAGUGUCCUCCUCGACUUCAUGUUCAAUUCUUGACCCCAGUCCUGUGGAGCCGAGUUCCAAAUGAUUUCCUAAAGGUGGAUGUUUCGAGAGUCAGUGAAAGGCAUGGUUGGCAAGUACAAUGCACAGUGCCACUUCAGUUCAUGUGCCUUCACAUUCCUGAAGAAAAUAGGUCUGUUGAUAUCCUAGAGCUCACAGAACAAGAGGAUCUAUUGAAAUUUCAUUACCACACAUUGUGCCUGUAUUCUGCUAUCUGUGCUCUUGGAAAUAACAGAGUUGCCCAUGCACUGUGCAGUCAUGUGGAUGAAGCACAGCUCCUUCAUGCUAUUGAAAAUAAAUAUAUGCCUGGUCUCCUUAGGACGGGCUACUAUGAUCUACUUAUUGACAUUCAUCUCAGUAGUUACGCUACAGCCAGACUUAUGAUGAACAAUGAAUAUAUUGUACCCAUGACAGAAGAAACCAAAAGUAUAACUUUGUUCCCAGAUGAGAAAAAAAAACAUGGGCUUCCAGGCAUAGGCCUCAGUACAUCUCUAAGACCAAGAAUGCAGUUUUCAUCUCCCAGUUUUGUGAAAAUUAAUGGAGAGUCCUUUCAGUUCAGUCCUGAGUUUCCUUUAGAAACUCUUAAGACUAAGACUAUUGAAAUGCUGACAGAAGCUGUCCAAGAAGGCAAUCUGCAUGUACGGGACCCUGUUGGGGGUAGCACAGAAUUUCUUUUUGUGCCGCUCAUCAAGCUGUUCUACACACUUCUUAUAAUGGGUGUCUUCCACAAUGGAGAUCUGAAAAACAUUCUGCGUCUGAUUGAGCCCAGUGUCUUCUCUGAAGAGGUGGUACAAGAGUAUUCUGCCAAUCCUGACUGUGAUGGCAUUAAAGGAAAAUUGAAAGCUGAAGGCUUGGGAGUACAAGGGGAAGGCAUCUCUGUAAAAGUUCCUAAAGAAGGGCUGCUUCAGAUGAAGCUACCAGAGCCGGUCAAACUUCAGAUGUGUCACCUCCUGCAGUACCUGUGUGACUGCCAAGUGCGACACAGGAUUGAGGCUGUUGUAGCAUUCUCAGAUGAUUUUGUUGCAAGCCUCCAGGAAAACCAGCGUUUCCGUUAUAAUGAAGUGAUGCAGGCUCUAAAUAUGUCUGCAGCACUAACAGCUAGGAAGACAAAAGAAUUCCGUUCCCCACCUCAGGAACAGAUUAACAUGUUGUUGAAUUUCAAAGAUGAUAAACAAGAUUGCCCAUGUCCUGAAGAUAUACGGGAACAGCUAUUAGACUUUCAUGAUGACCUAAUGACUCACUGUGGAAUUGAACUAGAUGAUGAUAGAACUAGUGAUGGAGACACAGAUUUUACAAUUAAAGGUAGACUCCUAUACUUAGUGGAGAAAGUGGCCUAUCUGAAGAGAAAAAUGUCAGAUCUACCAAAGAAGAAAAAAUUGAAAAAGCCAAGCACUCUUCAGCAAUUAAUAUCAGAAACCAUGGUGCGCUGGGCCCAGGAAUCAGUGAUUGAAGACCCAGAACUGGUCAGAGCAAUGUUUGUUCUACUUCACAGACAAUACGAUGGCAUAGGAGGUCAGGUUCGUGCUCUGCCCAAAACAUAUACCAUUAAUUCAGUAUCUGUGGAGGACACAAUAAAUCUUUUGGCUUCCUUGGGACAAAUCCGAUCACUGCUUAGUGUUCGUAUGGGGAAAGAGGAAGAGAAGCUAAUGAUACGUGGACUUGGAGAUAUUAUGAAUAACAAAGUUUUCUACCAACACCCAAAUUUAAUGAGGGCAUUGGGCAUGCAUGAGACAGUGAUGGAGGUUAUGGUAAAUGUCCUUGGUGGAGGAGAGUCAAAGGAAAUUACCUUUCCUAAGAUGGUAGCCAACUGCUGCCGUUUCCUGUGCUACUUCUGUCGUAUAAGUAGGCAGAACCAAAAGGCCAUGUUUGACCACCUCAGUUAUUUGCUUGAAAACAGCAGUGUUGGUCUCGCAUCCCCUUCCAUGAGAGGUUCCACUCCAUUGGAUGUUGCUGCUGCAUCAGUGAUGGACAACAAUGAACUUGCCUUAGCCUUGAGGGAACCAGACCUGGAGAAGGUUGUACAGUACUUGGCUGGUUGUGGUUUGCAAAGCUGUCCUAUGCUGGUAUCUAAAGGAUAUCCAGAUAUCGGCUGGAAUCCUGUAGAGGGAGAACGAUAUCUAGAUUUUCUACGUUUUGCUGUCUUCUGCAAUGGAGAAAGUGUGGAAGAAAAUGCUAAUGUAGUAGUAAGGUUACUUAUUCGGCGACCAGAAUGUUUCGGCCCAGCAUUACGUGGUGAAGGAGGAAAUGGUCUUUUGGCAGCUAUGGGAGAAGCAAUUAAGAUCUCAGAAGACCCAGCAAGAGAUGGGCCUUCUCCUACUACUGGAUCUAGUAAAACCAUUGAUGCAGUUGGUGAAGAGGAUGACACUAUUCACAUGGGAAAUGCCAUAAUGACCUUCUAUGCAGCCCUAAUUGACUUGCUUGGUCGCUGUGCCCCUGAAAUGCAUCUCAUCCAUGCUGGGAAAGGUGAAGCUAUUAGGAUACGAGCUAUUCUCCGUUCUCUGAUACCUAUAGAGGAUCUUGAAGGCGUUAUCAGCAUUCCAUUUCCAAUGCCAACAUUAGCCAAAGAUGGUACCGUGGUGGAGCCUGAUAUGUCUGCUGGUUUUUGUCCUGACCAUAAAGCAGCAAUGGUGCUGUUUUUAGAUAGAGUUUAUGGAAUUGAAGACCAAAAUUUCCUUUUGCACCUUUUGGAAGUUGGUUUUCUCCCAGACCUUCGAGCAGCUGCAUCUUUGGACACAGCUGCUCUCAGUGCCACGGAUAUGGCACUGGCUUUAAACCGUUAUCUGUGUACUGCUGUACUGCCACUGCUUACUAAGUGUGCUCCACUCUUCGCUGGUACGGAGCCUUAUGCCUCCCUCAUUGACUCCUUACUUCAUACUGUAUAUAGAUUAUCCAAAGGAUGUUGUCUUACCAAAGCACAAAGGGACUCUAUUGAGGAGUGUUUGCUGGCUGUGUGUGGGCAGCUGAGACCCUCAAUGAUGCAGCAUCUUCUCAGAAGACUGGUGUUUGAUGUUCCACUUUUGAAUGAACACACAAAAAUGCCCCUUAAGUUGUUGACAAACCAUUAUGAGCGUUGCUGGAAAUAUUAUUGUCUACCUGGAGGAUGGGGAAAUUUUGGAGCUGCAUCAGAAGAAGAACUUCAUUUAUCCAGAAAGUUAUUUUGGGGGAUUUUUGAUGCUUUGUCACAAAAGGAUAUUACAUUUUCUGUUAAACCAUUUAUAAGGACAUAUUGUGUAAAGAAGUAUGAACAAGAACUGUUUAAACUGGCACUUCCAUGCCUCAGCGCUGUAGCAGGGGCUUUGCCACCAGAUUACAUGGAGUCAAACUACGUUGCCAUGAUGGAGAAACAAUCUUCAAUGGAUGCGGAAGGAAACUUCAACCCACAACCUGUUGAUACCUCAAAUGUGCAUAUCCCAGAAAAACUGGAUUACUUCAUCAACAAAUAUGCAGAACAUUCCCAUGAGAAAUGGUCAAUGGAAAAGUUUGCAAAUGGCUGGAUUCAUGGCGAGGUUCUUUGUGAAACCAGUAAGGUCCACAAUCUGUUGAAACCAUAUAGACUGCUUACAGAGAAGGAUAAGGAGGUAUAUAGAUGGCCUAUUAAGGAGUCUUUGAAAACAAUGCUUGCUUGGGGCUGGAGCAUUGAAAGAAUACGUGAAGGGGACACUAUGAGCUUACAUAACAGAGCACGGCGGAUAUCACAGUCCAGCCAGGUUUCUGUAGAUACCAGUCAUGGUUAUAGUCCCCGACCUAUUGACAUGAGUAAUGUCACACUGCCUCGGGAGCUUUAUUCAAUGGCAGAAUUGCUUGCCGAGAACUACCACAACAUCUGGGCCAAAAAGAAAAAGCUGGAAUUGGAAACCAAAGGAGGAGGAAGUCAUCCUCUACUAGUGCCAUAUGACACCUUAACAGCCAAAGAAAAAUCCAAAGACAGAGAAAAAGCACAGGACAUCCUAAAGUUUUUUCAGCUAAACGGAUAUACUGUUUCCAGAGGUUUAAAGGAACUGGAUUUAGAUACUCCUUCGAUAGAAAAACGUUUUGCUUACAGUUUCCUUCAGCAACUCAUUAGAUACGUGGAUGAGGCCCAUCAGCGUAUGCUGGAAGUUGAUGCUGGAACUCGAACCAAAGGAGAAAAAAAUCCUCACCAGCAAGAAAUGAAGUUUUUUGGAAAGGUUGUUCUGCCCUUAGUAGAUCAGUAUUUCAAAAAUCAUCGUCUUUACUUCCUUUCCACUGCAAAUCGGCCUCCUAGCAGUGGUGGUCAUGCAUCUAACAAGGAAAAAGAGAUGGUUACCAGCCUAUUCUGCAAACUUGGAGUACUUGUGAGACAUAGGAUAUCAUUGUUUGGGAAUGAUGCAACAUCUAUAGUGAAUUGCCUUCAUAUAUUGGGCCAGACUCUGGAUGCCAGGACAGUGAUGAAGACAGGGCUUGAAUCCGUUAAGGCAGCAUUGAGGAUUUUUUUCAUAAAUGCUGCAGAAGAUUUGGAGAAGACACUGGAAAAUCUGAAACUGGGUCAGUUUGCACAUACCAGGAUGCAACCCAAAGGAGUCACCCAAAUCAUCAACUACACAACGGUUGCUCUUCUGCCAGUCUUGUCUUCUCUUUUUGAGCACAUCGGGCAAAAUCUUUUUGGAGAAGAUAUUAUAUUGGAUGAUGUUCAAGUGUCUUGCUAUAGAAUUCUUAACAGCUUGUAUGGAUUGGGUACUAGCAAAAGCAUUUAUGUGGAAAGACAGAGGCCUGCUUUGGGUGAAUGUCUCGCUGCCUUUGCAGGUGCCUUUCCUGUGUCAUUUUUGGAACCUCAUCUAAACAAAUACAAUCCUUACUCCAUCUACAAUACAAAGUCCUCAAGAGAAAGAACAGUUCUUAACUUGCCAGCCCAGGUUGAAGAUGUAUGUAUAAGCAUUCCUUUCUUGGACAAACUGCUUGAAGAAAUAAUGGACCUUGCUGAAUCUGGGGUACGAUAUACACAGAUGCCACAUGUGAUGGAGGUUAUAUUGCCAAUGCUUUGUAGUUAUAUGUCUCAUUGGUGGGAACAUGGACCUGAAAACAACCCAGACAAAAUGGACAUGUGCUGCACUGCUUUGACGUCCGAUCACAUGAAUACAUUGUUAGGAAAUAUCCUGAAAAUCAUUUACAAUAAUCUUGGUAUUGAUGAAGGUGCUUGGAUGAAACGAUUAGCAGUGUUCUCACAACCAAUCAUAAGCAAGGCACAGCCACAACUUCUCAAAACCCACUUUUUGCCACUUAUGGAGAAGCUAAAGAAAAAAGCAGCAACAGUGCUUAUAGAUGAGGAGCACCUGAAGGCAGAAGGCAGAGGAGACAUGUCUGAAGCGGAACUCCUUAUUCUUGAUGAAUUCACUAUACUAGCCCGUGACCUCUAUGCCUUUUAUCCUCUACUUAUUAGAUUUGUAGAUUAUAACAGAGCAAAGUGGCUGAAAGAGCCAAAUGCAGAGGCAGAAGAAUUAUUUCGUAUGGUUGCAGAAGUCUUCAUAUUCUGGGCAAAAUCUCAUAAUUUCAAAAGGGAGGAGCAGAACUUUGUGGUUCAGAAUGAGAUCAACAACAUGUCAUUUCUAAUUACUGAUACCAAAUCAAAAAUGUCAAAGGGUGCUGUUUUGGAUCAAGAGAGAAAAAAGUUAAAGAGAAAAGGAGACAGAUAUUCAUUGCAAACAUCUCUUAUUGUAGCUGCAUUAAAAAGGCUUCUCCCAAUUGGUUUAAAUAUAUGUGCACCUGGAGAUCAAGAAUUAAUUGCUUUGGCAAAGCAUAGGUUCAUUAUGAAGGACACAGAAGAUGAAGUCAGGGAAAUAAUUCGUAAUAACCUUCACCUACAAGGAAAACUGGAAGACCCUGCUAUUCGGUGGCAAAUGGCUCUUUAUAAAGAUUUACCAAAUAGAACAGAAGAUUCUUCAGAUCCACAGAAAACAGUGGAGCGUGUUUUAGACAUAGCAAAUGUGCUGUUUCAUCUGGAACAGGUAGAGCAUCCACAAAGGAGUAAGAAAGCUGUCUGGCAUAAGUUACUGUCCAAACAAAGAAAAAGAGCAGUUGUGGCAUGUUUUAGAAUGGCUCCAUUAUAUAAUUUACCGAGGCACCGAGCUGUAAACCUCUUUAUUCAAGGAUAUGAAAAGUCCUGGAUUGAAACAGAAGAGCAUUAUUUUGAAGACAAAUUAAUAGAAGACUUAGCGAAACCAGGAGAGGAACCUGUUGAGGAAGAUGAAGGAGUGAAGCGCAUUGAUCCAUUACACCAGCUCAUUCUCCUCUUUAGCAGGACUGCUCUAACAGAAAAGUGUAAGCUGGAAGAAGAUUUUCUGUAUAUGGCCUAUGCUGACAUUAUGGCAAAGAGUUGCCACGAUGAAGAAGACGAUGAUGGAGAAGAAGUAAAAAGCUUUGAACACGAUAUUAUCAAAGAUUUAAGCAACAAAUUUGUCAACAACGUGGAAAACUCUCUGGAAAAAGAAAUGGAGAAGCAGAAACUUUUAUACCAGCAAGCAAGACUACACGACCGUGGAGCAGCUGAAAUGGUUUUGCAGAUGAUCAGUGCCAGCAAAGGUGAAAUGGGUCCAAUGGUGGCUGCUACAUUAAAACUCGGAAUUGCCAUUUUAAAUGGAGGAAAUUCUACAGUACAACAGAAAAUGCUCGACUAUCUAAAGGACAAGAAGGAUGUGGGAUUCUUUCAAAGUCUAGCGGGUCUUAUGCAGUCAUGCAGUGUUCUAGACCUCAAUGCAUUUGAAAGGCAAAAUAAGGCAGAAGGUCUUGGGAUGGUGACAGAAGAAGGAUCAGUCAUCACUCAUGAGCGUGGAGAAAAAGUGAUGCAGGAUGAUGAAUUUACCUGUGACCUUUUUCGCUUUCUUCAGUUGCUCUGCGAAGGACACAACUCAGACUUUCAGAAUUAUUUAAGGACUCAAACUGGAAACAAUACAACUGUCAAUAUCAUAAUAUCUACUGUUGACUACCUCCUGAGGGUUCAGGAAUCAAUCAGUGACUUCUAUUGGUAUUACUCUGGAAAAGAUGUCAUUGAUGAGCAGGGGCAACGCAAUUUCUCCAAAGCAAUUAACGUAGCCAAACAGGUGUUCAAUACCCUCACGGAAUAUAUUCAGGGGCCAUGCACAGGAAAUCAGCAGAGCCUUGCACACAGCAGGUUGUGGGAUGCAGUGGUUGGAUUUCUUCAUGUGUUUGCACACAUGCAAAUGAAGCUGUCUCAGGAUUCCAGUCAAAUAGAAUUGCUGAAAGAAUUAAUGGAUCUGCAAAAGGAUAUGGUAGUAAUGUUGCUUUCCAUGCUUGAAGGAAACGUCGUUAACGGGACCAUUGGCAAACAGAUGGUUGACAUGCUGGUAGAAUCUUCCAACAAUGUAGAAAUGAUUCUCAAGUUUUUUGACAUGUUUCUUAAAUUGAAAGAUUUGACAUCCUCUGAUGCUUUUAAAGAGUAUGAUCCGGAUGGUAAAGGAGUUAUAUCAAAAAGGGACUUUCAUAAAGCUAUGGAAAGCCACAAGCACUAUACACAGUCAGAAACAGAGUUUCUGUUGUCUUGUGCUGAACCUGAUGAAAAUGAACUACUAGAUUAUGAGGAAUUUGUUAAGAGGUUCCAUGAACCUGCAAAAGACAUUGGCUUUAAUGUGGCUGUCUUAUUGACUAAUCUUUCUGAACAUAUGCCCCAUGAUUCUCGGCUUCAGACUUUUCUGGAAUUGGCAGACAGUGUCCUUAAAUAUUUUCAACCUUUCCUGGGUCGUAUUGAAAUCAUGGGCAGUGCAAAACGUAUUGAGCGAGUCUAUUUUGAAAUCAGUGAAUCCAGUCGGACACAAUGGGAGAAACCUCAGGUGAAGGAGUCAAAAAGGCAGUUUAUAUUUGAUGUUGUGAAUGAAGGAGGAGAAAAAGAAAAGAUGGAGCUCUUUGUGAACUUUUGCGAGGAUACAAUUUUUGAAAUGCAAUUAGCAGCACAGAUAUCAGAAUCAGAUACAGGAGAGAGAUCUGUGAAUAAGGAGGACAGUGAAAAAAACAAACCUGAAGAAGAUAAUCCUGAAAACGGAUUCUUCUCUAUUACCACCAUCAGAUCAGCACUUUUAGCAUUAAGGUACAAUUUGAUGGUGCUUAUGAAGGUGCUUUCUAUGAAAAGCCUUAAAAAGCAGAUGAAGAAGAUUAAGAAGAUGACUGUGAAAGACAUGAUCAUGGCUUUAGUCUCUUUCUACUGGAGCAUUUUAUUGGGACUUUUUCAUUUCACAUUUAGUGUAUCACGUGGCUUCUUUCGUAUCAUGUAUAGUACAUUCCUUGGAGGAAGUUUGGUAGAAGGAGCCAAAAAAAUUAAAGUGGCUGAUCUUUUAGCAAACAUGCCUGAUCCCACCCAAGAUGGGGUUCGUGGAGAAGGUGAAGAAGGUGAGAGGAAGCAGUCUGAACCAUCAUUGCCUUCUGAAGAUCUGGCCGAUUUAGCUGUUGCUUCUGAUGAUGGUGACCUUCUGUCAGACAUUUUUGGAUUAGAUUUAAGGCGAGAAGGAGGACAGUAUAAACUAAUCCCACAUAAUCCUAAUGCUAGUCUGAGUGACUUAAUUACUGCACCCUCUACGCCUGUUUUGGUAACCUCACCUGAGCUGCGAAGACGAAAUCAGGGGGAAUCAAGCAAAGAAGAUGAGAGAGAAGAGAAAGAAGAAAAUAAGUCAGAACCUGAAAAAGCAGAGGGGGAAGAUGGAGAAAAAAGAGAAAAGCCAAAAGUAGAGAAACCCAGUCAGAAGGUUAGAAAGCGUCAUUCACAGAAGUCAGAUGAAAUUGAAAUUCAAGAAUCAGCAUUUUUGAAGAAGAUCAUUGCAUACCAGCGAAAAUUGCUUAACUACUUUGCACGAAAUUUUUACAAUAUGCGGAUGCUGGCUCUGUUUGUGGCCUUUGCUAUCAACUUCAUUCUGCUUUUUUACAAGGUCUCCACCUCAUCAGCAGUGACAGAAGAGAAGGAGCUUAUGUAUAGAAGCCCUGCAGAAGUAAAUCCACGAUGGAGUGCCUUAGGAAGCACAUCCCAUAAAAUGGUGACUGUGCACUAUGUAUUAGAGGAAAGCAGUGGCUACAUGGAGCCCACAUUAAGAAUUCUUGCCAUUCUGCAUACAGUUAUUUCAUUUUUCUGCAUUAUAGGCUAUUACUGUUUAAAAGUACCUUUAGUCAUCUUCAAACGUGAAAAGGAAGUUGCUCGGAAACUGGAGUUUGAUGGACUUUACAUCACUGAGCAGCCUUCAGAAGAUGACAUCAAAGGACAGUGGGAUAGACUUGUAAUUAAUACACAGUCAUUCCCAAAUAACUACUGGGACAAAUUUGUGAAAAGAAAGGUUAUGGAUAAAUAUGGAGAAUUCUAUGGACGUGAUAGAAUUAGUGAAUUGCUAGGAAUGGAUAAAGCAGCUCUUGAUUUUAGUGAUGCUCAGGAGAAAAAGAAACCAAAGAAAGACAGUUCACUGUCAGCUGUGUUGAACUCAAUUGAUGUUAAAUAUCAAAUCUGGAAGCUAGGUGUUGUUUUUACAGAUAAUUCCUUUCUUUAUCUUGCCUGGUAUAUGACUAUGUCCAUUUUGGGACACUACAAUAACUUUUUCUUUGCUGCUCAUCUCCUGGAUAUAGCCAUGGGAUUUAAAACAUUACGGACUAUAUUGUCUUCAGUUACUCACAACGGGAAGCAGCUUGUAUUGACAGUUGGACUCCUGGCUGUUGUUGUUUACCUAUAUACUGUGGUAGCAUUCAACUUUUUUCGCAAAUUUUAUAACAAAAGUGAAGAUGGAGACACUCCCGACAUGAAGUGUGAUGAUAUGCUAACAUGUUACAUGUUUCACAUGUACGUGGGAGUUCGCGCUGGAGGAGGAAUUGGUGAUGAAAUAGAAGAUCCAGCUGGAGAUGAAUACGAAAUUUAUCGUAUUAUUUUUGACAUCACCUUUUUCUUCUUCGUAAUUGUUAUUCUGUUGGCUAUCAUUCAAGGUUUAAUAAUUGAUGCCUUUGGUGAACUGCGUGACCAGCAAGAACAGGUGAAGGAAGAUAUGGAGACUAAAUGCUUCAUCUGUGGGAUUGGGAAUGACUACUUUGAUACAGUGCCCCAUGGCUUUGAAACACACACUCUGCAGGAGCACAACUUGGCAAACUAUCUAUUUUUCUUGAUGUAUCUUAUCAACAAAGAUGAAACAGAGCACACAGGCCAGGAAUCAUAUGUUUGGAAAAUGUAUCAGGAACGCUGCUGGGAGUUCUUCCCAGCUGGAGACUGCUUUCGCAAACAAUAUGAAGACCAGCUCAAUUGAAAAAGAAAUCAAAAAAGAAAAGACUUUUUUUUUCUUACAGCAAAAACAUGAAGGUUGAGAACCUUCAAACUUCCUUUGGAAUGCUUUUGACACUUUGUAAAUGUAAAAUACCUGUAAAUUAUCCACUGUGUCCUUUGGAGCACAGAAGCUGUGUUUUGAUGAAUCAGUGCUUCAUCUAUACAUCUGCUUUAAAACCUUCCAUUGAGAAAAGAAAUGACAAAAAUAGAAAAUAAUUUGAAACUAUCUAUAGAGUUACAGAAAAUGUUAUUUUUAGAGCACAUCUGUAUGAAGGAAUUUACCUUGCUCAUCCUAAGUGUCUUUAUUUCUUCAUCAGGAAAGGUAAUGUACAUUUUGUAGAGUAUAGAAUAGAUCUGAUUAUGGUUUAAGGGCAGAGAUGGGGAAAUAGUGCCUUAAUAAGCAUGGGUUGAGCUAUGCAAGUGGACAUGGAUUGAGUGCAUGAUUAUGUCACAAAACCAGUUAUUGUUAAAGUACAGAUUUUCAGUUUAAAUGCUGUUGGCGUGUGUGUGCCUGUGCGUGUAAUCUCUGUGUGUGUGGGGUGUGUGUGUGUGUGUGUGUGCACGUCUGCGUGUGCGAGUGAGUGAGUGUGUGUUUGUGUGUGUGUCUACAUACAGGUGUGAGGUUAUCCAUAUCAGGCUCAUACAUUAUUCUCUGGUAUUUUGCUGUUUCUUAUUUUGGUAAUGCUCUUAUGCAAUACAGCAAUGGAGUUGAUCUUUUUAGAAAAAAAAGAAAAGAGACAAAUAAAAAAGUUGUUUCAUUGCAUGUUUAUUAUGCAAGUUUAAACAAAAAGAAAAUAAAGACGGAAGGUGGUCAACGUCACAUAAAAUGUUUUAUAGAUUUAAGAUUAUUAAUAUCUUUAUCGUAAAAUAAAUACAUUUAAAAAAGUGUUGUGGGCUUUAUUGUAAAUUCAAAAAUAAUGUCAUCAGCCAAGAAUGCAUAAAAAUAUAAAAUGUCAUUGUUGUCUCCUAAUUUUUAGGCAGAUGUGAUUUAAAUAUUGUAGUUGAAGGAUUAUUUGUUGAUUCAUUUUGAUUGAAGCUGAAGCAAUAUCCAUUCAGGGAUUUCAUCAGACACCACUGUAAAGCUACAAUGUGUAGAACACUCCAUUUUGGAUUGUCUCCAACUGUAAUGCCAAUCUUUGCAAAUAAAAUAUUCUCAAUAAAAUGAUCUGGUGCUAUUCUGAGCUCAAAGCCAUGCGAAAGGUGA